AGGCCGUACGGCGGAAGUGUAGAAAUGGUCUCUCGGGAAGAUGGCAGCCUCGGUCCGGCCAAAAAUUGAUGGGCAGGUGCAGUGACCAGAAGGUAAGUCUCACAGCACGAGCGGCCGUUCGGAGGCUGAGGCACGAAGGAGCUGCUCGCCGAGCUCAGGGAGAGGUCGGAGGCACAGAUAAAGGUCUCUGGAGAGAUUGGAGAAAGGGCGGUUUCGGAGGGGGACGCUGAGCUCUAGACUCCAGGCCCUGUCCCCUGAGCUCUGCCCUCCUAUGUCCACCGUCCACAGCCUGCAUGCGCCGUGGGGCGCCCCAGGACCAGGAGCUGGUGGGCCCGGGGGCUCCUGGGCGGGGGUCCCGGGGCGCCCCUCCUCCCUCGGGACUUGUCCCGGUCCUCGUCUUUCCCCCGGACCUAGUAUUCAGGGCGGACCAGCGGAGCGGACCCCGUCAGCUGCUGACCCUCUAUAACCCCACGGGAGCUGCGCUUCGCUUCCGAGUCCUGUGCACAGCACCUGCCAAAUACACGGUGUUUGACGCAGAAGGAUAUGUGAAACCUCAAUCCUGCAUUGACAUUGUGAUUCGCCACGUGGCCCCCAUUCCCAGCCACUAUGACAUCCAGGACCGCUUCCGCAUUGAGCUGUCUGAGGAGGGAGCUGAGGGUCGAGUGGUGGGGCGCAAGGACAUCACCUCAGUUCUGAGGGCCCCAGCCUACCCCCUUGAGCUUCAGGGACAGCCUGACCCAACACCCCACCCAGGGCCUCCUUCCUGGACAGCACCACCCACGGCCAGACACUUCCCAGAGAACCGCCCCCCACAACUGGCCACCAGCUCCUUCCUCCUCUUCUUGCUGACGGGCAUAGUCUCUGUGGCCUUCCUGCUGCUCCCACUCCAGGACGAGCUUGGCAGCCAGCUGCCCCAAAUCCUGCACGUCUCCCUGGGACAGAAGUUGGUGGCAGCGUACAUCUUGGGACUCCUCACCAUGGUGUUCCUUCGGACCUGAGCUCCCUGCUCAACCUCCCCCCACCUCCUGGGGCAGGGACUUGGACAUGCACAUGAGACAGCCACUCUGAUGCUCAUGCCUCGCCUCAAUUCCUCCUCCUCUUCUUCCUGCCCAUCCGCCCUCCCCCAGGCACCCAGGGAUUUGUAUUUUCCAAAUUGAAUAAAAUAAAUUUUUAAAAUUAAACUGAGAAAUGGAGGGAGCAGCCCCUUUCUUCCCACUUCUUUCCUCCAGUUCCUCCUCCCAGCUGCAGGGGACCCAGGAAUGAGGGGGCAGUCAAGGGGCCCAGUGAGGAUACAGAAGACCUGGGUUCCAGUCCUGGUGCCACACCGGGAAAACCGUGUGACCUUGAGCAAGUCAUUGAACUUCUCUGAGGUUCUAUUUCCACCUCUAAAAUGAGGGAAUUGGGCAAGCAGAUUUUUAAGGGCCCCUUUAGCCCCCCAAAUAGGGUCCUAUCCCUAAGCUGAUAUACUUAAACUACAAAGUUUAAGUAUAAAUCCUGCUUGAUCCGCCUACUGCAGACAUCAUCUCAUAGUCUUGAGCCAUCAGAGCCUCUUGCCAGGGUUGCCUAGAUGCUUCCAAUACCCAGAAUCCUUUUCUGCUUCUUGACCCUUUAUCUGCCUUAUUUUGUCUCUCCCUUUAAGACUUCAUCUCGGGCGCCUGGGUGGCUCAGUUGGUUAAGCGACUGCCUUCGGCUCAGGUCAUGAUCCUG
Molecule: messenger RNA, 1707 nt
Organism: Leptonychotes weddellii (Weddell seal)
Lineage: Eukaryota; Metazoa; Chordata; Mammalia; Carnivora; Phocidae
Source: RefSeq, a predicted model, not a curated record